This is a messenger RNA of Microthlaspi erraticum, 318 nucleotides long. Lineage: Eukaryota; Viridiplantae; Streptophyta; Magnoliopsida; Brassicales; Brassicaceae. The record is from the annotation of a GenBank genome assembly.
AUGGUGAAUGUAUCCUAUGAAAGCUACGAGAGUAACAGAGUCGUCGGAGCUUCAGUUGAUGGAGAUUCUGGAAAAUUUGGUGAAGAAGCUUCAGGAAUAGAAGCUCUUUGUGCGAACUAUGUGGAUUUUCCGGCGAGGAUUUGCGAAGAACCACCAUUGUUGAAGAUUAUCCGAGAAAUUUGUGAUUUUCGGUGGAAUAGCCGAGAAAUCAAUCACAGAUUUGAUAGAAAUGAAUUUGUCGGGAGAAUCACCGAAGAACUUGAGGUCAAAACGAAAGAGAGAAGGAAUAAAACGGAAGGAUCACGUGAGAAAGAGUAA